Messenger RNA from Umbelopsis ramanniana AG, 906 nucleotides. RefSeq lists its product as uncharacterized. Gene Ontology annotation, biological process: signal transduction; peptidyl-serine phosphorylation; endocytosis. Gene Ontology annotation, cellular component: cytoplasm; nucleus. Gene Ontology annotation, molecular function: protein serine/threonine kinase activity; ATP binding. The transcript has 5 exons. NCBI's taxonomy places the organism in Eukaryota, Fungi, Mucoromycota, Umbelopsidomycetes, Umbelopsidales, Umbelopsidaceae. Bases 1 to 906 code for a protein of 301 amino acids. The record is from RefSeq and is a predicted model, not a curated record.
AUGUCAGCCAUGGACUUACGAGUCGGGAACAAAUACCGAAUAGGUCGUAAAAUUGGUUCAGGAUCAUUUGGUGACAUUUACUUGGGUUCCAACAUCGUCAGUGGUGAAGAGGUUGCUAUCAAGCUCGAAUCAGUAAAAGCUAAACAUCCACAACUGGAAUAUGAAGCAAAAGUGUACAAGACUCUAGCUGGAGGAGUCGGUAUUCCAUUCGUACGCUGGUAUGGCACAGAAUGUGAUUAUAAUGCCAUGGUGAUUGAUUUACUCGGCCCUUCAUUGGAGGAUUUAUUCAAUUUUUGUCAGCGACGAUUUUCUCUAAAGACCGUGCUGCUACUUGCAGAUCAGUUGAUAUCCCGCAUCGAAUAUGUCCAUUCUAAAAAUUUCAUUCAUCGCGAUAUCAAGCCUGACAACUUCUUGAUGGGUAUUGGAAAGCGCGGCAAUCAAGUGAAUGUUAUCGACUUUGGUCUUGCCAAGAAGUAUCGCGAUCCCAAGACGCACCUUCAUAUCCCGUACAGAGAGAAUAAGAAUUUAACGGGAACAGCACGUUAUGCAAGCAUCAAUACUCAUUUGGGAGUUGAGCAAUCGCGUAGAGACGAUCUCGAGUCACUAGGAUAUGUUCUCAUGUACUUUUGCCGUGGUUCUUUACCUUGGCAAGGACUCAAGGCAGCCACCAAGAAACAAAAAUAUGAUCGUAUUAUGGAAAAGAAAAUGACCACGUCCACUGAAUUGCUUUGCCGAGGCUUCCCCAAUGAAUUCUCCAUCUAUCUCAACUAUACACGAUCACUCCGCUUUGAUGAUAAACCCGACUACAGCUACCUCCGCAAAUUAUUCAGAGACCUAUUUGUACGUGAAGGCUAUGUGUACGACUAUGUCUUUGACUGGACUGUUUUCAAACUUGUAAGUAUAUAA